This is a messenger RNA of Haliotis rufescens (red abalone), 2324 nucleotides long. Its product is annotated as beta-1,3-galactosyltransferase 1-like. The coding region runs from base 418 to 1527 and encodes 369 amino acids. The transcript has 2 exons. Gene Ontology annotation, cellular component: membrane. Gene Ontology annotation, molecular function: hexosyltransferase activity. NCBI's taxonomy places the organism in Eukaryota, Metazoa, Mollusca, Gastropoda, Lepetellida, Haliotidae. The record is from RefSeq and is a predicted model, not a curated record.
AUGGAAGGCGAGAUGUUUCCCCAGGUAACGACUUAGACGGAAUUCAAUUGUUUAAAUACUAUGUCCAUAGCAAUAUGUAAUAUAUCUUGAGGAUUAAAAUUCUUGAAAUGAUGCUAGGAAUGAGACGCUAUCAUCUUCUUACCAUUUUCCCUGCGAUAUUGGAUCGGUAAGAGCUUUUACAAUGACAGUAAAUGUCAGGAAUCGUUAUGUCUGUACGUAUUGCCAAGUUGUGCACGGUGGCAGAGCUUCUUCGUCGUUAGAGAAACAUACUGAUCACCCCUACUGCAAAGUGGACUGUUCCACAGACUGAUGCUUGGCUGACGGGAGUUCAAGUUUAGAUAAGAAAGUGUACUUUCUUUGCUUAUGUAGUCUGGAUACUUAUCAUCAAGGUGUCGGGCCAGUUAUUACGACUUCACGAUGGUGUCUAACAGAUGCCGGAUACGCCUUUUAAGACAAGUUCUCUUGUACGCCACAAUAAUUGUUGGGGGUAUUGUGCUAUGGAUGACAUCACGACGGUACCCAGUGUUGGAGAAAUUCGACCACAGCACCAACACGAUCCCUGUUGCAAAUCUAACAAACUACAUCACAUCUGAUAAACUCGGAAAAUUAAAAUAUACCAUAGUAAGAGAUGCCCAUCCAGUAACCCUAACGGAUUAUUUUAAUCCAAGGGAAGAAGUUGUGAAUCCUUUCCCAAACAAGUACGUGAUAAAGCCAAAGAAUAUGUGUGACGACCCUCCAUUUCUCGUCAUAAUGGUCUGCUCCGUUCACUCCCAUACAAAUGUCCGAGACGCCAUCAGAGACACCUGGGGGAGCGUGGGACACGGAAGUGCAUGGCCCGGAUCUGACGUCAGACUUCAAGUAAAGAUUUUGUUUCUGUUUGGAAAAGUCAAAAUGCCUAGCAUGGAGUAUCUCAUUCGCCGAGAGAGUAAAACAUACAACGACGUGUUGCAAGGGGACUUUACAGACAGCUACAAGAACCUUACCUUGAAAACAUUAAUGGGAUUACGUUUUGUGGCGAAAACAUGUCCGGGUGCUGAGUAUGUUCUCAAGGCGGAUGAAGACACAUUCACGCAUGUGCAAUUGCUGUAUCAGUUUCUUCGAACAGUACAACCUGUCAAUAGUGUAAUUGGCCACAUCUAUACAACAAGCCCCGUCCGGAGACACGGCAUUUGGGCCGUGUCAUUUGAAAUGUAUCCGUAUCAUGAUUAUCCGUAUUAUGCAUCGGGAAAUACGUAUGUUCUGUCGCGCGACGUUAUUGGAUGCAUCAGCAAUACCUCGGGUUAUCUCCCUUACCUUCCGAUAGAGGAUGUGUUUGUGACAGGCGUCAUGGGUGUGGUUUGUCGCGCCACCCUGGUUGAUCUGGAAGGGUUCACCUACUGGAUUCAGAGGGCGCCGGAGCCAGAGGACUUCACCAUUGGAAACAAGCUGUCGGCUAACAAGGUGUCGCCGGGGCUGGCCAGGGAGAUAUGGAAGGAACUGAUUGAUUUUGAUCCAAAACUAGUAUACAGAAACUUAUCAUCCGUUUGAUAGUGUUGUCAUCAUCAUCAUCAUCAUCAUCAUCAUCAUCAUCAUCAUCAUCAUCAUCAUCAAUUAUUAUUAUUAUUAUUAUCAUUAUUAUUAUUAUUAUUAUUAUUAUUAUUAUUAUUAUUAACACAAUAAAGUAUGUUGAAUCUGAUUUGAAGACUUGUUGAACUGGACGUAAAAUUAUUUCCCAACAUUCAAAUAAAGCCAUGUCUACAUGGGAUAAAAUGGUUAUUUGGAUAAGAUAAUUACCUUGGUAAGAUAGUUACUUGGUUACUUUUACAUAGCUACUUGUAUAAGAUGGUUACUUGUAUUACAUAGUUAAUUGUAUAAGAUGGUUUCUUGUAUUACAUAGUUAAUUGUAUUACAUAGUUACUUGUAUUGCAUGGUUACUUGUGUAAGGUAACUGGAUACUAGUUUGGAUAUGGUAGUGUAUUUAAUUGACUUGUAUUUAUAAAAAAAAUGGUGAGGUGGUCACUGAGAGUCAGGGGGUUGUUGGGAUGAGGUAGUGAAAUGGAAUAAGUUGUUGUCUGGAUUACCAUGAAGUGGAUCAGAUGGGGAGGAUGCGGACGCACUGACAGGAGACCAUUGGACUGUUUUAACCUGAACAUCGUUGGGAUGACGGACUGUCACACUACUGACACCCAGUGUUUCUGGUUCAGACCCUAUAAUAAUUUUACAUGGGUACCUCACUCAACCACUCAGCCACUCAGCCACUCACUCUACCACUCACUCACUUAAUCACUUACUCACUCAGCCACUCACUCUACCACUCACUCACUUAAUCACUUACUCACUCAGCC